AUGCUAGAAGAAUUUAAUAUGUUUACUUUUCCUCUUGCUUGUUUACUUAUUUUAUUAUUUGUUAUGAUUACAAAACGAGAAUCAUAUAAAAUAAAUAGAUGUUGUAAAGGUUAUUUUGGUUUACCAAUUCGAUUAGAUUUUUUUGCACGUGUCAAACGAACAUUUGCAAUAUUUGCUGAUGAACUAUCAAAUCUUGCAAAUCAAUUCAUAAAUGAAAAUGGUUCAUUAACUGAUGAAGGUUUGUUAUUAUUAACUAAAUUUUCUAUUAAAAUUUAA
Molecule: messenger RNA, 276 nt
Organism: Rotaria sp. Silwood1
Lineage: Eukaryota; Metazoa; Rotifera; Eurotatoria; Philodinida; Philodinidae
Source: the annotation of a GenBank genome assembly